AGUAAAAUUGAAAAAUAUAUUUUUAAUACUGUUUACAAAAUAUAUAGUAGAAUCAGAUAGAAUAUUUUCAAUUCUAUACAUAAAUUCAACUUCUAACUGUAACAUUUGUUAGAAUAGUUCCCGCCAUUGAUAUUUAAUAAUACAUACGUUCAAAAUCAUACAUAUUGAUUUCUAUUCAAAAGUAGUACUUAACAAAAAAAAAAAGAGCCACCCUCGUGCUUGCAUAAUAAUUAUUCGACCUGCACCCUCUCCCACACCUGUCGUCCAAGUAAACCUGCGCAAGCGUUCGAUACAACCCUCCCUUUGCUGGAAAAAUAUAUAUGCCGAUUCGCUUUCAUACUCGGUCACCAUGGCGAUCAACAACGGAUCAGACUGAUCCGAUUCAUUAGGACGAUUGUUUUCAACCCUUUAAGGACGAUUUAGGUUCUUCAAGAAAUUUUCAUCAAGAUUUCUCCAGAAUGUCCAUGCAUUGGAUAACAAUUUGUUUUGUUUAAAAAAUAAAAAAUAUGAGAUAUGUAAUUUCUGCAAAAUAUAUAUUUACAGAGAUUCAUAUAUUCAUGUAAAAUCCGGACUUUCAAAGCGGUUACAAAAGGAGCAAACCGAUGUCUUUUUACGUGGAUAUCGUUACAGAAGAUUCUUUCUACGAAAACCUCACGUUGGGCGUGGUAAAGAUUCUGGAGAGUCUGGCGUAUAUAAAAAAUGUACGGAUCGACAGAAGAAACGGAUGUGAAAGCACGACUAUCACCAACUGGGAGCAACGACAUUGUUGUGUCCUCCCAGAGGAUGUUAAGAACUUUUACGUCUCGAUCGACGGCUUCUUGCUUCAGUGGAACCUCGAGAUAGCAGGCGAAGAAUUUCCCAUAGGACGCAUGGAGAUCGGCUCGUUCUCUUCUCUCAAACGAUACACGAACAACAACGGCAAACGAGAGGAAUCUUCCUCCUCCAUUUCCGUCGAUUCUGACAAGUUAGAAGCAGAGGCCGUUUCCGAUAACACGUCUGACGUCGAUAGCAUCCUUGUCCUCCUCCAAGGAAAUGGUGCACAUAAUUGCAAGAUGUUUGAAAUCGCGCAAUGUUUCCCAGAAAGCAGCAAGGCCAAGGUCUAUUUAGUCUACCGGAUGAAACAGGAACAAGAAUCGCCCAGCGUAUGGUUGCACAGAGAAGAAGCGAAUAGGUGGUACCAUUUGGCUGACAGUUUCACCGUGUAUUUUCGCAUGAUGCUUGUUCAUCUUGGCUUGCCGUUGUGGCAAAGCUGUGUGUCAGGCGUGUCACUGCCAACGUGGGUCGAACAGGUGUACUUUCUUGUCGCUCCUCAUUUACUACCAUCCGUCGUCGAACCCACGGAAACAAUUUCCACCUCCAUAUGGAACAUGGGACCCACCAACGUUAUCGAUCCGGCGAUUUUCAAGGCGAAGGAGAGUAAACAGAAAUGCUCCAGAAAGAAAUAAUUCUUCUGGAUCCUUGUAAUUUUUCCAAUUAUUGUGAUUAUCCUUCAAGGUGUAUUCGUAAUCCAUAACUUGUAAACAAAUGAAAGAAUCAACUUUAAAGCAAUAAAAUUAAAAUACCUCUAAAGACAGUAGCAUUUUGGCAAAACGCCAUGGUAUGGAAACAAUUUGCAUGAAACUAUUUAUCAAUUUAACUUCUCCUUUAUAUUAUCAAUAGUUUGAAAGAUCUUAGACUAUCCUCUUCAAUUUAAAUGUCCUUUCCAAAUCCCCAAAUGUCCUUAUUCGUGGAAAACAACGAAAACGAAUAAUCUUCAGCUCGAUCGUCGGUGCUAGCAAUUGUGCAGCUUCGGUGAGCAAGUUUAUUUUAAGAUCACAAACGAGGGAAAUCAUUUUGAUGUUAUCCUUGGUCAAGUGUAUCGACAACGAAUGAAGAAUCGCCGUUGCGUUAC
Osmia bicornis bicornis is the source of this 1891-nucleotide messenger RNA. Its product is annotated as tubulin polyglutamylase complex subunit 2. Gene Ontology annotation, biological process: protein polyglutamylation. The record is from RefSeq and is a predicted model, not a curated record. Lineage: Eukaryota; Metazoa; Arthropoda; Insecta; Hymenoptera; Megachilidae. The transcript has 2 exons. The coding region runs from base 603 to 1445 and encodes 280 amino acids.